Messenger RNA from Ascochyta rabiei, 579 nucleotides. RefSeq lists its product as uncharacterized. Lineage: Eukaryota; Fungi; Ascomycota; Dothideomycetes; Pleosporales; Didymellaceae. The transcript is spliced from 2 exons. The record is from RefSeq and is a predicted model, not a curated record. The coding region runs from base 1 to 579 and encodes 192 amino acids.
AUGCCGGGCAAAAUCACCCCCGUCACCAGCGCCUCGCACUUUGAAACACUCCUCAGCUCUUCCACCUACACAAUCGUCGACUUCUACGCGGACUGGUGCGGGCCCUGCAAGGCAAUCGCACCUGUUUUCCAAUCCCUUGCCGAGAAGGAGACAAAGCCGGGGAAGUUGCAGUUUGUCAAAGUCGAUGUCGAUGCACAGCAGGAGGUAGCAAAGAAGUAUGGAGUCUCUGCUAUGCCCACUUUCCUAGUGAUCAAAUCCAAGUCUGUAAUCGAAACGAUCCGUGGCGCCAACCCGUCCGCUCUCACAGCCGCCGUUCGCAAAGCCUCCAACGAUACAGGCGCCGGGGGCGCAAGCUCUGCAGCCUUCUCAUCUAAAGGCAGGACGCUUGGGAGCGCAAACCAGCCCAGCCAGCCAGUAGGAGAUGGCGCGUUCGCUGGCUUACAAAGGCUGAUGACUGGGAACGGUGGGUUUACGGAUCUGGCGAUUCGGUUUGUUGCAUUAUACCUGGUCAGUCUGUUCGCAUUCGAUGCGUUCAAGGCGGCGGAAGAGAGCCCAUACAACGUCAGAUCACGGAGGUAG